This is a messenger RNA of Fusarium redolens, 1419 nucleotides long. Its product is annotated as cytochrome P450. The transcript has 8 exons. NCBI's taxonomy places the organism in Eukaryota, Fungi, Ascomycota, Sordariomycetes, Hypocreales, Nectriaceae. Bases 1 to 1419 code for a protein of 472 amino acids. Gene Ontology annotation, molecular function: monooxygenase activity; oxidoreductase activity, acting on paired donors, with incorporation or reduction of molecular oxygen; heme binding. The record is from RefSeq and is a predicted model, not a curated record.
AUGCCUGGGCAUUGGCUUGCCCCUUUUUCCAGGCUCUAUAAAGUGUCCCUGGUCUUGAAAGGCAAUUGCCAUAACGAGUACAUAAAUCUGCAUCGCAGGUAUGGCCCGGUCGUCCGUACGGGGCCGAAACACGUCUCCGUGUCUGAUCCUGCCGCCAUCCCAACCAUCUAUGGAAUCACUUCCAAAUUUGUCAAGGACGAUUUCUAUAAGCCUUUCGGGGCUAAAUACGAGGGCAAAACUUUCGACAAUAUGUUCGCAACUAGGGACCCAGUGGAGCAUAAACGCCUGAAGGUUCCCGUAUCUCAAAAGUAUUCCAUGGCAUCUAUAAGAACAUUCGAGCCAAUGGCGGAUGAAUGUACCGACAUAUUUAUGGCAGCAAUGCGAGACCUGCAAGGCCAGAAAGUCGAUCUCGGUGAAUGGCUACAGUGGUACGCAUUCGAUGUUAUCGCAGCAAUGACUUUCCAAGCCCGGUUCGGCUUCAUGGAGAAGCGGACCGAUGUGGAGGGAAUGAUCGGUAGCAUCGAAAAAGCUCUCGUAUAUGGGGCAGUCGUUGGUCAAGUUUCUUACCUCCAUGAUUAUUUGCUCGGUAACGAUUUUGUACUGUGGCUCCUCAAGACAUUUAUGCCGCAGCUACCCAACCCCAUUGCCUAUAUUAUUGAGAUUUCCCUCCGGGAAAUCAAGCGAUACGACCAAGAGGGCGUUCAAAACUCCAGAGGCGACUUUCUAGCGUUGUUAAGGAACGAUAGGAAGGUUGGAAAAAGUACAAUGAGCGAUAGGGACAUGCUGAACCACCUUUCCAACAAUUUGUUGGCAGGAAGUGACACCACUGGAAUCUCACUUCGCGCCAUCUUCUACUACCUGAUGAAGCAUCCAUCUGUCUAUAAGAAGCUUCUUGAAGAGAUCGACACUGCUAAUGCAGAGGGAAAACUCUCAAAGAACAUUACCUAUGCUGAAUGUCUUCAGCUUCCCUAUUUACAAGCUGUGAUGAAGGAAUCAAUGCGACUUCACCCGGGGGUUCAAAUGCCACUGGAACGCAUUGUGCCCCAGGGUGGAGCUCAUAUAUCUGGAUGGCAUAUUCCAGCUGGGACCGUAAUCGGUGUUAAUCCAAUAGUUAUCCACCAUAACAAGGAUAUUUUUGGCGCCGAUGACUCUGAGUUUCGCCCUGAGCGAUGGAUAACUUCAUCUGAGGAGCAGCUGAAGGCGAUGGACCGCUGUUUUCUAGCGUUUGGACAUGGUUCAAGAACUUGCAUCGGCAAGAACAUCUCCAUCAUGGAAAUGGGGAAACUGGUACCUCAGAUCCUGCGAGAGUUUGAUGUUGAGUGGGCAUCCGAUGAGCCGCAGUGGAAAUUGCAAACAUACUGGUUUAGUAAGCAGAUCGGCGUCAUCACUCGACUCAAGCCUAGACACAGGGACCAAUAA